Penicillium cosmopolitanum is the source of this 342-nucleotide messenger RNA. RefSeq lists its product as uncharacterized. Gene Ontology annotation, molecular function: catalytic activity; magnesium ion binding. The transcript has 2 exons. The coding region runs from base 1 to 342 and encodes 113 amino acids. Lineage: Eukaryota; Fungi; Ascomycota; Eurotiomycetes; Eurotiales; Aspergillaceae. The record is from RefSeq and is a predicted model, not a curated record. Gene Ontology annotation, biological process: oxaloacetate metabolic process.
AUGGAAGAAUCAAUCGGAUACCUGGAAUUCCUUUUCGCGCGCUCGGCAAUCGCUACUGCAGCACGCGCAGCCAACCUCCCCUCGACAAUCGAUCUCGUCUGCACAACAUACAAGUCUGAGAAAAGAGAUGGGUCGCCGCCGGCUGUGCUGCAGGAGGAGUGUCUUCAUGGACACCGACUUGGAUUCAAUGGCAAGCAGUGUAUUCACCCGUCGCAGGUGAGUGUUGCGAACGAUACAUUUGGUCCACAGGAGGAGGAGACGACGUGGGCGGUGCGGUGUGCGAUUGCUGAUGAUAAAGCUGCUGCCGCGGGCGCGGAGCUUGGACUCUGGAUGGUAAGAUGA